UAGACUAGCGAUGAUCACAUUGGUUUAUCACAGAUAAGCACAAUUGCUUUUGUGCCGCUGAAUUGUCAGUCUAUAUAAUCGUUGCUUGUCUAAGUAAUAACGGUCUUCAACAACGGUUUGGGUGUCACCUGAUAUAAAUCGACGACCAGCAGUAUUUUGCGUGAUGGCGUCUUGAUAGUGUGAAAUUUAAGUAUAAAAUGUCUUAUCAACAAUUAACGGACGAAACAUUUCCGACAAGCCUCCUGAUGGAGUUCGACAUGUUGGACGACGAAAUUCCCAUCAGCCCACCAAGAAUUCUUGAGGUGGAUAAGACAAAUACUGCUAAUGAGAUGCUGUCUUCGGAAGUCACCUCGCAUACUUCUGGAUCUAACACUUCUAGUGGAAACUACAGCUUUUCUACAGAAAAUGAAAAUGGCAGCGGCUCUAGCAGUUCGAGUAAUCCCACAACCAAGUAUCGGUCCUACACCAGUAAGCGUGCUACUACGACGAAAGAUUCGAACAAAAUAGCUACAAAGACGUCGACCAAAUCCGCGAAUCACCAGAAAAAAUCCAAGUCGCUAGAGAACCUUGUAAACAAGACCGCUUUGCUUGUACAAAAUAGCUCAACGAAAAAUCCAAAGUAUAGUCAUGUGAAAAGUAAGGUAAAGCAGUUUAUCGAUGAGACGACCAAAAAACAAGAUCGCAAACCAUUUAUACGUCACAAAUCCAUGCCGGAAUGCAGCCCCGAGCAUCCGCUGGAAGAGUGUGAUGAAAUCGAUCCAAUAACCUACUCUGAGCUGAAAAUUAGGCUUAAACAAAAAACCGAGGAGUUAAAUAAUUUGCAACGACAUCUAAUUUUUAAUGAAGCGCAAUUAGAGGAUAAUUUUUCCAAAAUAGGUGAUUUGAAACAUAAGAUUGAAGCAAUGCGUUUGGAGAAUUCUAGACGAGAAAUGGAACGCCAACGUGAACGAGAACUGGAGAAGGAACGAGAAAGACAACUAUUCUUGGAACCCUAUUUACGAUACAGCAAUCCAACACUAAACAAAACUUUCGCCUCGAUGAGCACGCAGACCAGUCCAGAUACACUUAUGGUGUUCAAUAUAAGUGCUUUGAAUAGUGACGAUGACGAUAGUUUUGAAGGGUUGAUGUCCGCGUCGGCUUCUUCAGGUCCAAACGUCAAACGUACACUUCAGUUUGCAUUAGAGCAGGAGCAAAACGAACAGCAUGAGAAUAACACAAAUGAAAACGUUAGUCCUGAUUCGGCAACGCAUCCCGAAAGAUCGACAGAUUACCCGCCUAUGUUGCCGUCGUCUGAUCUAGGCCAAUCAUCGCCAAGAGACGCAGAAAAUCGUGCGCUAUCAACACAAGAUUAUGUACAAGUUUGCAAUGAUUGUGCUAGCAGGAAAGAGAAAACAAAAAAGAAGAAAAACCGGCUGGCCAGUUUCUUCUGCAUUAAAAAAAAUAAUGAAUAAGCUUGUAAUUUAAUGUUUUUAUCAUCUUUGUACAACAGAAUAAUUAGCAUAGCGACAGCUUACAAGACCUAACAAUUAUAUUAAUACAUUUUAAGAAUCAUGAUUUUUGUAUGUGUAACUUGUGUUUGUUCUAAUAAAAUAAUGUCAUCUUGUUUGAUUUUUAA
Messenger RNA from Topomyia yanbarensis, 1615 nucleotides. RefSeq lists its product as uncharacterized. The record is from RefSeq and is a predicted model, not a curated record. The coding region runs from base 198 to 1451 and encodes 417 amino acids. The transcript has 3 exons. NCBI's taxonomy places the organism in Eukaryota, Metazoa, Arthropoda, Insecta, Diptera, Culicidae.